Molecule: messenger RNA, 1641 nt
Organism: Coturnix japonica (Japanese quail)
Lineage: Eukaryota; Metazoa; Chordata; Aves; Galliformes; Phasianidae
Gene: HPDL
Product: 4-hydroxyphenylpyruvate dioxygenase like
Biological process (GO): aromatic amino acid metabolic process
Molecular function (GO): 4-hydroxyphenylpyruvate dioxygenase activity
Source: RefSeq, a predicted model, not a curated record
CCAGCGCUGCCCGGGGCGGCCCCGGCCCGGCGUGCCCUGCGAUCGGUGUGAGCGGAGCGCGGAUGCCCGGCCAUGGCCGCCUCGUUGAGCCGCCCGUGCUUCCUGUCCCUCCACGUGCCCUUCGGGCAGGGCUGCGCACAGGACCUGGCUGCCGCUUUCCGCUUCCAGCCCGUGGCCGUGCGGGAGACUCCGCGCGUUCGGCAGCUGGCGCUGCGCCGGGGCAACGCCGUGUUCCUCCUCAACCAGCGCCUGACGCCGGCCGGCAUCUCUAGCCACGAUUUCCUGUACGACGUGGACCCCCGUCCCACGCAGGGCACGGCCUCCAACGUGUGCCUGGAGGUGGAUGACGUGCCGGGGCUGUGCGCCCAGCUGCAGAGCCGGGGCUGCGCCGUGCCCGUGCCCCCCAUCGAGGUGAGGGACGAGCGCGGCUCCGUCACCUACAGCGUGGUGAGCUCCGCCGUGGGCAACGUCAGCCACACGCUGCUGGACCGCUCCCGCUAUCGGGGGCCCUUCCUGCCCGGCUUCCAGCCUAUACAGGAGGCAGCAGCCCCGGGGGACGGCGUGGAGAUCUCCCACUUUGACCACAUCACCUACGUGUGCUCGCGGGGCGGCACGCAGCCGGCUCUGGAGUGGUACCAGCGCUGCUUCGGCUUUCGGCACUUCGCGCUGAGCCCGCGGCAGCAGCCGGCACAGGGCUUUGUGCUGGGGGGACACGGGGCUGGAAUGCUCCUCCGCGCCCUGCAGAGCGCUCACGGUUGUGGCUGCAAGCUUGUCCUGGCCGAGUCGCUUUCUGAAUCCAUCCCCAACCAAGUGGACACGUUCCUGCAGCAGCACGGCGGGGCGGGCAUCCAGCACGUGGGGCUGCGCACACCUGACAUCGUAUCAACCACCAGAGCCCUGAGGAGGGCGGGCGUGCGGUUCUUCACCCCCCCAGCUGCCUAUUACAGUCAGGGGGGCAAGGAGGAGGAGGUGCGGGGAGCCGGGCAGGAUCCCUGCACGCUGGCAGAGCUGGGCAUCCUGCUGGACACUGCUGUGCAUGGGGACAGCGGGCAGCCGGGCACUGACGCUGGCGUAAACCCUGCGCAGAGUUACUUGAUGCAGAUCUUCACCCAUCCCCUCUUCUCCAAGGAGACUUUCUUCCUGGAGCUCAUAGAGCGACGUGGAGCUCCUGGCUUUGGAGAAGGCAACAUACGGGCGCUGUGGAAAGCUGUGCAGAUCUAUAUGGACCAGAGGCAAUAGAGACCAGCAGCAUCCUUUCUCUCAGUCCCAACCCUGGGGCAAUGCAUCACACUAAUACCACAGCCCUGAGCUCAACCCAACAGGCACUCAACCCUAACACACUCCAGUGCUGCAGCACAGUGCUCACAGACAGGUCCUGGGGGCUCUGAGCAGCCCCCAGCAUGGAGAGGCUUUUCUCCCCCUUAGCCAGAUGGGAAGGACCUUCUGCCUUGAUUUCACCUGAAGCCGAUGAAAGUUGUGCUGGCAGCAUAUGGCUGAGGACACUGCUGGCACUGCCACAACCCCACUGUGGGGCACCAGGAGGGCACUAUAGACACAGCUGCUCACCAGCAGCCAUCACCCAAGGCACCACAGGGCAAGUGCCUGCCUCUUUGUCAUCUAAAUUAAAGAAUUAACCUGAAA